AAAGCACAACUAUAGUUAAAUGAAAUAUGGAUCUGGCCCAAUUAAGAAUUUUAUUUAAAAGAAUCCACCGAACCAAGAGUUGUAAUAACGAUUGCAAUUGGAAUGAAUUCCUACCUAAAUAAUUUAACUGUAGGGCAAGAUGCAAAGCACAACUUUAGUUAAAUAAAAUAUGGAUCUUGGCCCGCUAGGGUAUUCUUCAAAUAGAAACCCCAAGUCAAUAGGUUCCGUACCUGAGGGUAGUUGACUUGUUAGAAAUAGUAGGAGAGUAUUUAAUAAAGACCUAUUAGAUACUUAAUUCAUGAUAAUAACUAUCUUCGCAAAAUUCUAUAGAUGGCAAACAACAACACAAACAACCUCGCCCUGCGUUCCAUUCUGGAUAAAGAUAAAUUGAACGGAACAAACUUUGUUGACUGGCAACGCAAUCUCUGCAUUGUUCUCCGCAUGGAUGAGAAAGAGUAUGUGCUCGAAAAGCCCAUUCCUCCUGCCCCUCUCGCUAACACCCCGAAAGCGGUCAAAGAUGCCUACGAGAAACACGUUAAGGAUGACAACCAGGUUAGCUGUGUCAUGCUGGCUACCAUGAUACCCGAGCUGCAAAAACAGCACGAGGACAUGAAGGCCCACGAGAUGAUCGUUGCCUUGCGGCAGCUAUACCAGGGGCAAUCCAGGCAUGAAUGUUUUCUCGUGAGUAAGGCUCUCUUUAGUUGCAAGCUCUCUUCAGGGAACCCGGUCGGUCCGCACGUUCUCAAAAUGAUUGGUUACAUAACCAAUCUGGGGAAACUCGGGUUCUCCUUGCAGAAGGAGUUGGCAACGGACCUGAUCCUGUAUAAGGGUUUUGUCAUGAACUACAUGAUGCAUGAUCUUGACAAACCCCUUCCGGAGCUUCUUAAAAUGCUCCAGACUGCAGAGGAGAACCUUACUAAGGGCAAGGGUGCUUCCGUCCUUAUGGUCCAAGGCGGAAAGGGGAAGCCAAAGAAAGGGAUUAAGAUUAAGGCUAGGACGGUCGGAAAGCCUAAAUCGAAGUCCACUUCAUCUGCAACCCAGAAACCCAUAGGAGGAGUUGCAAAGGGCAAAUGUCAUCACUGUGGUAAGGCAGGCCACUGGAGAAGAAACUGCAAGACAUACCUCGCAACCAAGAAGAAGGAAGGUACGACCAUUUAUUCUGAGGUGUAUGUUAUAGAAGUUAACAUGUCUAUAUCUUCAUCAUGGGUACUAGAUAUUGGAUGUGGGUCUCAUAUCUGUACUACCAUGCAGGGACUGAAGCAGAGUAGACGGUUAGCUCGAGGCGAGAUUGAGCUCCGAGUCGGCAAUGGUGCACCUGUUGCAGCAUUGGCAAUCGGAACUUAUAGUUUAGUCUUGCCUAGUGGUCUAAUGUUGGAAUUAAACGAUUGCUUGUACGUUCCUGCAAUUAGCAGAAACAUUAUUUCUGUUUCAUGUCUUGAUAAGAGUGGUUUCAUCAUUUCUAUUAAAGACAAGUCCCUUUCCGUUUACAGAAAGAAUGUUUUCUAUGCUAAUGCCAACAUGACCAAUGGGUUAUAUGUCCUUGACUUGGACAUGCCUGUCUAUAACAUAUCAGCCAAGAGGAACAAACCGAACGAAUCAUUCUGGGGGUAUGCGCUGAGCACUGCAAUAUAUACUCUUAACCGAGUUCCAACUAAGGCGGUUGAAGGAACACCAUACCAGUUAUGGACGGGCAAAUGCCCGAUUCUGUCACACUUAAAGAUUUGGGGCUGUGAGGCUUAUGUCAAACGUCUUAUGACGAAUGGCAAGCUUGACGCCAAGUCUGAUAAGUGUUUCUUCGUGGGAUACCCAAACGAAACUCGAGGGUAUUCAUUCUAUCACCCUAUCGAUAAGAAAGUAUUCGUUGCUCACAAUGGUGUCUUCCUCGAGAAGGAAUUUCUCUCCAACGCAACUAGUGGGAGAAAGAUAGAGCUCGAAGAAAUUCGAGACGACAAAGAAACUACCGCGCCGGUUCUGGAACAUGAGCUAGAGGAACAAACCGUUGAUGAGCCGGAGACCUACCUCGAGGCAAUCAGUUGUCCCGAGGCUGAGGAAUGGCGUCAAGCCAUGCAGUCCGAAAUGGAUGUUAGAAUAAAGGCCCAACGCUAGAGGGGGGGUGAAUAGCGUUUAAAAACAAAUUCGCAGGAAAUUAAAACGAGAGCGUUAAAGUAAAGAGCGUAAGGAAGG
Messenger RNA from Cuscuta campestris, 2184 nucleotides. The record is from the annotation of a GenBank genome assembly. Lineage: Eukaryota; Viridiplantae; Streptophyta; Magnoliopsida; Solanales; Convolvulaceae.